GGAAGAGUCUGCAGGGUUGUUGAACUUCUCAACACAAUGCACAUAAACUCGAUGCAGUGGUCGUUCAGAUAGCCUCUCCUUGAAAAACUUUGGGCCGAUUUGAUAUGGCACUUCGCUUGGUCGAGAUUCAUUUCUGUACCGUCCAGCAGUACAGAACCAUCAACAAAAUCAACACUGACAUUGAGAUUAUGUCCCACAUCCUUGGCUCGUUUACGAAAACUGGGAAAUGCCUUGUUUCCAUCAUGAGUCUAGACAUGCUUCACAAGAGGAUCAUGAGACAAAUAAAUGUGAAAAACAACAACAUGAAGGUAGCCAUCUUCCUCCUCUGUCUCCUGCCUCUGGCCUUUGCUGAGAAAAGGGAACUGCUAGGAAACAUUCUUAACGGCGGCCAAAUUCAAAAUCUCAUCACCUCUGUGAUUAAGAGGUAUGGCAUACAUGCAAACGUGUGGCAGUGUGAGAAGGAGUGUCUGGAACUCUUCACCAACCACAUCCUCGACCUCGGCUGCGACUUCACCUGCAAGGGAAUCCAGAGCCUUAUUCAGAAGUUUCACAAGAACUAA
Molecule: messenger RNA, 560 nt
Organism: Haliotis rufescens (red abalone)
Lineage: Eukaryota; Metazoa; Mollusca; Gastropoda; Lepetellida; Haliotidae
Exons: 4
Coding region: 105-560 (151 amino acids)
Source: RefSeq, a predicted model, not a curated record